Necator americanus (New World hookworm) is the source of this 240-nucleotide messenger RNA. RefSeq lists its product as uncharacterized. The transcript is spliced from 2 exons. The coding region runs from base 1 to 240 and encodes 79 amino acids. Lineage: Eukaryota; Metazoa; Nematoda; Chromadorea; Rhabditida; Ancylostomatidae. The record is from RefSeq and is a predicted model, not a curated record.
AUGACUGAUUUCGAGCUUACGAUGAGCCAAUGUUCAGGUCACGUCACAUUUCGCGAUGUCGGACCAUUUAGAACAUUGGACUAUCAAAGAUACAACUAUCUUCGUAUACAUGGAGAAACAAAGCAUUCACUUCGGUUGAUUAUAUCCCCAAAGCUCAGUAAUUCUCUCAGAAAUUUACUGAAGGACUUUAUUCUGUGGCUAGUCAAUUCUUUUGCCAACAAAGCACCAGCAGUGUAUUGA